Molecule: messenger RNA, 3365 nt
Organism: Myotis daubentonii (Daubenton's bat)
Lineage: Eukaryota; Metazoa; Chordata; Mammalia; Chiroptera; Vespertilionidae
Gene: SLC10A5
Product: solute carrier family 10 member 5
Exons: 1
Coding region: 456-1796 (446 amino acids)
Biological process (GO): bile acid and bile salt transport
Cellular component (GO): membrane
Molecular function (GO): bile acid:sodium symporter activity
Source: RefSeq, a predicted model, not a curated record
GUGGCCAAUAAAUACUUGUUUGAUUUUGACGUGGCUCACCCACCUACCUGCAGGCCCCCUCAAUAUCUAUUUUAUAUUUUUGGGUCGUGACUGUUUCUAGUGUAGAUUUUCCUUAGGAAGAAAGAAAACUAAAAAAGGUGUAAGCUUUUAAAUGCAAGGGAAGAGGAGGCUGUUUUUUCCUUAGCAGAAACCAGAAAAUGAGGAAGAGAUCGGGUUUCUGCUGUGAGCCGCUGGAGCUGUAGAGUGCCGGGCUUGGGCAUUUUCGUAACUACAGGUUGGGCAGGUUGUGUCACUCAGGAGGCAGCCAGGUUUUGUUUGAACGUACAGGCCCUCCUCCUGGACUUUGAUCCAGCAGAACAGCUCUUGCCUCAGCCUCCGCCCGGGACGCCUCUCCAGGGAAUGUUCUCUCGUUGUCUUUGAUGCGUUCGCAUAUAUGAUUGAUUUAAGCUUUCAAAAUGAUUAGACGACUUUUUAUUGUCUUGCUUUUUGUGACGCUGGGAGAAGCAAGGGAGCCAUUCCUCAGUUUUCUGAGUACAGCGAGGACUGAAAUACUGCUCUUCACAAAGACUGAAGAAACCGUCCUUGUCCGAUCCACGUACAGAGAUAAGCGGCCCAACGCCAGCGUCCUCGCUGUGCGGCUCCAAGACCCUGAAAUGCUGCAGGUGGUGAAGGUGACCAGGGCCACCUCCGGUCCUACAACCUUCAUCAUAAAACUAGUGGCGGAGGAAGAAGGAGAGACCAACUUGACCAUUCAACUGUGGGACUCCGAAGGUAGGCCAGAGAGGCUCAUUGAAGAAAUAACGAAUGUCAGAGUCAAAGUGCUCGAACAGAGGCCAGACAGCCUUUUCCAGGCAUCCACGCACAUGGACAGGACUAUCCUUCUGCUGGUGCUGCCAGUGAUCCUGUUAAACAAGUGCGCAUUUGGCUGCAAGAUGGAAGUGCAGGUGUUCCGCGUAGUAUGGAAGAGACCUUUGCCAGUAAUUUUGGUGGCAGCUACACAGUUUUUUCUGAUGCCGUUUUGUGGAUUUCUUUUGACUCAGGUUUUGGCCUUGCCCGAGGCACUGGCUUUUGGGUUUGUAAUGACCUGCACGUGCCCAGGAGGGGGUGGGGGCUAUCUCUUCGCUCUGCUUCUAGAAGGAGACAUCACUUUGGCCAUUUUGAUGACCUGCACAUCAACGGUAUUGGCCCUGGUAAUGAUGCCUGCCAAUUCCUACCUGUACAGUAGGAUCUUAGGGCUCUCCGGUACAUUCCAUGUUCCCGUUUCGAAAAUUAUGUCAACACUCCUCUUCAUACUUGUACCUAUAUCAGCUGGAAUAGUCAUCAAGCAGAGAACACCUGAAAAAGCAAGCAUCCUGGAGAGAAUCAUUAGACCUCUGAGUUUUAUUUUAAUGUCUGUGGGGAUUUAUUUGAUGUUCCGGAUGGGAUUGGUGUUUCUAAGAACAGAUAACCCAGAGGUGCUUCUGUUGGGUGUCUUAGUUCCUGCUCUGGGUUUGCUGUUCGGGUACUGCUCUGCUAAAAGCUGCAGGCUGCCUCCCGCUGUGUGCAAGACUGUGGCGAUCGAAAGCGGGGCACUGAACAGCUUCUUGGCUCUGGCCAUCAUCCAGCUCGCCCUCCCCCAGUCCCAGGCCGACGCAGCUUCCGUGGCUCCCUUCACAGUGGCGCUGUGCUCUGGGUGUGAAAUGCUGCUGAUUCUCCUGUUGUACAAGGCGAAGAAGAGGUGUAUCCUUAUGACAGGAGAGGAAAGUAAGCAUCCUCCCCGCUCUAGCAAUCACAGCACGGCGGCACGCCCGCUCUGAGGCCCUGUGGGGCGUCAGGGUAUCUACAGCGAUGCUGCUCUCAGCCCCCUUCCGAUCUGAUUGAAAACUUGGCACUAGGGGGAGGCGUACCCGUUAUAAUAUACCCAUCAUCAUGCACACAUUCUCACACAGGGGCUCGGGAGGAGGCCACUGCCUGUGUUGGCCUGGAAAUGCUUUAUAGAGUGGGAUUUGAUUAUGACACUUCAUUGCGGUCUCUUAAGUGGGAAAAAGCAAUUUAAAAACACCUCCUGUAGUGCUUCUGAGAAUAUCCCACUUUUCACAGGAGGGGCACUCCCUACAGUCUCAUAGUAUUAGUUACUUAGUUUGCCAGCUGAUAAGAUAACCAAAGUUCUUUUUUUCUAAUUUUACCAAAUUCAGUAUACGAAUACCAGGAUUUAUAAAAGAUGGGCUUCAGCCUGGUGGUGGCUCAUUAUUAUUCCCUUUAUAAAAUGACUAGAGGCCUGAUGCAUGAAAUUUGUGCACUGGUAGGGUCCCUAGGCCUGGCCAGCGAUCAGGGCGGAUCAGGUUCCCUCCUCCCUGCCUCCUCCUUCCCUUGCUCCAUCAGCAUCCCACUGCCGCUGGUUGCCCACCAUGUUCCACAUCGCCACCUCGUGGUCAGUACACAUCAUAGCAAGCAAUCGAACUCCCGUUCUCCCAGUUGAAUUCCUGAGGGGACACUUAGCCUUUUAUGUAUAUAUAUAAUUACCCUCAUGGAAUCUUUUACUGCUGAGUCCUUUCAACAGAAACCUCCAUUUAGGAGUAGAAAAUAUAAUUGAACUUGCACCAAUUUCACUCAUAUGCGUUUCCAUGAACAUAUUCUAGUGAUCGGGUGAUGAGAGACCUGCAUCCUAGUUGCACUUUAUCAUGUACCUUGAGAGCUAGCAAGACACUCUCUGUACUUCAGUUUUCACAUCUGUAAAAUGAAAAGAUCAACUGAGGUUUAAGAUUUUGCUCAACUCCUGAGUUUGUGGUUGGGGCAUGAAACUCCAGGACCUAGCAGCACAGCAGGGUGAUGAGCGGAGAGAAGGUUCGGGCUGAUGGAAGUAACCACACCGGACCGCUGUAGUGGAGGCAGCAAUCAGCAUUGGGCUUCUUGAGUGCAGGGACCCUGCAUUCUCUGAAUGCCUACAGUGUUUCACACAAUGCCUUGGAUAGAGUAGAUGCUCAUUAAACAUUUAUUGGAUUAAUUAAUCAGUAACAUCUAUAACGGUCAAGGUCAUAUGCUCCAAGCCAGACUGUGCCUGGGUCUGCCAUUUCAGCUCUGUCACCCGUCAGCUGGAUGACGUUGGUCAAAUUACUUGACCUCUCUUUGCCUAAAUUCAUGUGGAAUGUGGGGGUGAUGAUCAUACCUACCUCAUGCUGUAUAUGUGAGGAUUGAAUGAGUUAAUAGGAACAGGGUUCUCAGAGCCCAACACACAGGGGACUCCUCAGUACUGUUACCUUAGGCGUAUCUGAUUGGUCUUCCAUGAUGAAAAUGCACUCUCUGUACUUGGACUUGGAAUCUAUUUUAUUUCUCUUAUAGAUGUUUUGUGGAAAACAAUUUAUAUAUUAAAAUUUAUCUAAUUUGGA